Messenger RNA from Opisthorchis viverrini, 2460 nucleotides. RefSeq lists its product as hypothetical. Gene Ontology annotation, molecular function: microtubule binding; microtubule motor activity; ATP binding. The annotation marks the transcript as partial. Gene Ontology annotation, biological process: microtubule-based movement. The record is from RefSeq and is a predicted model, not a curated record. Lineage: Eukaryota; Metazoa; Platyhelminthes; Trematoda; Opisthorchiida; Opisthorchiidae. The transcript has 19 exons.
GUACGGUCAUUUGUUAUGGCCAGACGGGAGCGGGAAAGACAUACACAAUAAGCGGAGUGGCGCAAGCUUAUCCGGAUCGUGGCAUCAUUCCACGGGCCCUAGCCCAACUGUUUGAGGAAAUCAAUCAAUUAAAGAGGCAUGAGGCUACAGUAAGAAUAUCGUAUGUAGAAAUUUACAACGAGAAGAUGGCAGACUUACUCCAAUCUGCGGUAUCCAGUACAGCGGCCGAGUCCCUAGUCAUAUCUGAUAUAGGUGACGAAGUUUCGGUGAAAGGACUCUUUUGCCCGCAAGUGAACAGUCUUGAUGACGCGCUUGCGCUCUUGUUUGAAAGUAAAAGAAUACAAAAGAUUCUGAAUAUUACUACUAUUCCAGGAACAAGAACAGUUGGAACACACGUGUUGAACCGGGUUUCAUCUCGGGCUCAUACAAUUUUCACCGUCUAUCUUACGGUGCGAUCCAUCGCCGACGGUAGUCAGACGUGUCUCCGAACAAGCCGAAUCAACUUUGUCGACUUGGCUGGAUCGGAACGUGUUCAGAAGACAAAGUCUGAUGGCCGAUUGCUCAAGGAAGCCACCUUCAUCAACCGUUCCCUUUCGUUUUUGGAGCAAAUGGUGCUGGCUCUGUCUGAUACGGGUCGUUCACAUGUGCCUUACAGACAGUCGAAGUUGACCCACUUCCUGAAGAAUUCCGUUGGAGGCAAAUGUAGAACUGUUUUCAUCGCAAAUGUGUGGAAUGAGGACCGGUUUUUGGAAGAAACGAUUUCAACCCUUCGAUUCGCCAGUCGUGUGAUGCGCAUUCCUUGUCAUCCAGCAGUUCAGGAACAUGAAGACAUUAAGAUGCUUAUAAAACGGCUUCGGGAUGAGAAUAUCCUAUUAAAGCAGGAGUUGUUGAUGUACGACACUUUGAAUAAUCGUGAUCGUGCGUCAUAUGGACAGUUAACUGAGAAACAGAAGCAACAAAUUCAUCAGCUGGUGGCCAAAUAUCUUAGCGGGAAACUGAAAGAAUUGCCAAUAACAAGUACCAACCAACUCAAAGAAAUGUUCGAUUCCUUCAGAAAAAUAAACCGAAACCUUCAGGAACAGUUGACAGAACAGUGUCAAGUACAAUUUAAGGACAAUACCGAGCAGGUGGAUAAACCUCAACAGCCAGUGAAAGAAAUUCAACGGAUUGCGCGCAACAGGAAAAAUCGUGUUGCGGAUGCUGUCGCCCCAGUCUUGAUAGAAACACCAAAAUUGGGGGAUGUUGAUCCAACGAGCGGCUUUGGAUAUACAGCGAGAGAUUUGACAAGUUCUGUUCCAAUUUCCAUCACACAGGACAGCGCUUAUCUACAGUCCAGACUCAAAGAACGCGCUCAACCGAAAACCAUGACUGAAGGUUCAUUUGGGUCGUCAACGGAACCCACUCAGGGGCAAAAAUCGAAAGUCGAUGAACCCCCGACUCGAGCCCAGGCAUUUGAAGAAUUCCAAAAGGAAGCUGGUCGAGAGCUGAUCAAUAUCUUCACCAACAACAGAGCGAUUCUAGCUGAACAACUUGAAAAAGGAAAGAUUGUUGGAAGCCGCGUGAAUGAAUACAAGCAUCGACUGGAGCUGCUACAGGCAAAACGACUCCAACUCAAGACUCAACGUGAAGCCCAAGGGCUUGUUUACACAGAUCAGAUGGAACAAAUUAUCACAGAAGAGGAAUUCGAUUUGCUAAAGCAAGUCGGAGAACUGGAGACCGAAUUCCGACAACAGUUUGAGGAGUGGGAGGCUGUGAAGCAAGCGGCAGAUGGUCGAUUUGAGUCGCGCGCGGCUUGUUCACGGUCAGUGAAAAUCACACUUAAUGGCCUUUUCUUACAAGAAUCUUCAACGAAUAAUGUAUCUGUUAUUGAUCGGCCGAAAAAUCCCUGUAUUCAAGCUCUCGCCUCCAAUGCGCAGCUACUCACCCAAAUCAUCGGUAAACAAAACUUUAACAGUUACAACCACUGUACGACAAGUACGCGGUUCUUAGAGCUGAUAGUGAUGAUGAUGCCUCUCAGUAAUGGAGUAACUACGGCCGUUAGUCAGCCUCACUGGUUGAAAGUGCACACAUGCUCUAAUUCGAAAAUUGGUACCGAAUUUGUUUCUUUGACGCCGAACUACCAAAACCGCACACGGAAAUCAAAGAUCAGACACCAAUCGAGGAAACACAUGAUAAAGUUAGCACCACCGGUGAAGCAAUUCAACAUAUUCAGUUGGCAAAAGAAGCCAGUUUUGAAAAUGUCCCACAAUGGGAGAAAUAUGAGCGUGCCAAAGAAGCCGUUAUUCAACGACACAUAUUUUGUGACUUACCCAAAUCCAAAAAUGCCCGUUACGGUGAUGGGCAGAGAACUAGAGUGGAGUUUUCUUUUGUUAGAACCCUUCAACGUUGAUUAUCCUUGGCAGUUAGGGACUGGGAACUCCGGACGUGUGACAUGCGAGACAAGCAUAUUGCCACUAAUCU